Molecule: messenger RNA, 1808 nt
Organism: Hydractinia symbiolongicarpus
Lineage: Eukaryota; Metazoa; Cnidaria; Hydrozoa; Anthoathecata; Hydractiniidae
Product: WD repeat domain phosphoinositide-interacting protein 2-like
Exons: 15
Coding region: 144-1412 (422 amino acids)
Biological process (GO): protein lipidation; protein localization to phagophore assembly site; nucleophagy
Cellular component (GO): extrinsic component of membrane; phagophore assembly site membrane; cytosol
Molecular function (GO): phosphatidylinositol-3-phosphate binding; protein binding; phosphatidylinositol-3,5-bisphosphate binding
Source: RefSeq, a predicted model, not a curated record
AUCAAAACAUUCUCCUGCAAAACUGAUUACGGGAAAAUUACCCACACUUCAAAAAAUCCAACACAUAUCAAAAAGAGUAUCAAAAUAUUCCAUUUGUUUUUAUUAUUUUUAUUAUGUAAAUGUUUCUUAGUAGCUGUUAACUCAUGAAUCUUGCAGCCAAUGGAGCUGAUCCUGCGGGAGAACUUCUUUUUUCCAAUUUUAACCAGGAUAAAACGUCUCUUGCUGUUGGAUCUCGAUUUGGAUAUAAAUUAUUCUCUCUAAACACCAUUGAAAGACUAGAAGAAAUUCAUGAAUAUGAUAAGGGAGAUGUGUGCAUAGUUGAGCGACUUUUUUCCAGUAGCCUGGUAGCUAUUGUUAAUUUGUCUGCACCAAGAAAAUUAAAAGUUUGUCAUUUCAAGAAAGGAACUGAAAUAUGCAACUACAGUUACCCAAAUACAAUACUUGCUGUUCGUUUGAACAGAAUGAGGCUUCUGGUGGUUUUAGAAGAAAGCUUGUAUAUACAUAAUAUUAGAGAUAUGAAGGUUCUUCAUACGAUACGUGAUACUCCACCAAAUUCUAAUGGUUUGUGUGCUUUAUCUGAUAAUUCUGAAAAUUGUUAUGUUGCUUAUCCUGGUAACAGUCAGAUUGGAGAAGUUCAAAUAUUCGAUGGAGUCAAUCUGCGUGCUGUUACGAUGAUUGCUGCACAUGACACUCCAGUGGCAGCAAUAACAUUCAACACCAAUGCUACUCUUCUUGCUACAGCUUCUGAAAAGGGAACUGUUAUUCGCGUUUUUUCUAUACCCGAAGGGAUUAAAUUAUUUGAAUUUCGAAGAGGAAUGAAAAGGUGUGCACAAAUCAACUCAUUAUCCUUCAGUCACGACUCUCUCUUUUUGGCUUCUUCAAGUAACACGGAAACUGUCCAUGUGUUUAAACUGGAAACUGAUACAGACAAAAAUAAUAAAGACGAAACGCAAAGUCAAUCUUGGAUGGGAUAUUUCGGCAAAGCAUUAAUGACACCAGCGAGUUAUCUUCCGUCACAAGUUACAGAAGUGUUUACUCAAGGAAGAGCAUUUGCUGUGGCUAAACUGCCGCGUGCCGGUGAACGGAAUGUUUGUGCACUUGCAGUUAUAAGCAAGUUACCAAGAAUUCUGGUGGCUAGUGCGGAUGGUUACUUGUAUAUAUAUAACCUGGAUCCCACUGACGGUCAGGAGUGCCCGCUGUUGAGACAAUUUCCGUUGAUACCCGACGAAGAUGAUACGUUAAAAUUACAGGAGGGUGAAAGAUUUUCUGCUGGCCUUGCAGUGUCGUCGCCUACGCGCACUCCAUCGCCUGGUACAAAUUCGCCGUUAAAAGCCACCGUCACAGACAAUGAGCAAAAUUUAAGACUUGUUGAUGACAAUGAAUAUCCGCCAUUAAAUGUGCUGAAUGAAUAACGGCGAGGGAGACCUGUAUCAAUUAAAUGCGGAGGAGAUUUGUGUCACUUCUGCGGAUAUAUAUCGAGAUGUUUUUGCAUUUUUGUUCGAAAAAUUUUCUGUAUCAGUUUCUAAUAGCAGGUUUAAAUGUCUUAAGAUGAAAGUCUAUUUUUCUAAUUAUCGUUACAAAAAAGAAGAAUAUGAACAGGUUGGGAACAGCUUGAAUAUCUUCCUUCACCUAAACCCUUACCAUUGUCUUCAACAUAGGAAGGACGUGAUUAGGGAAAUCCGCAAGUUAAAUGUUUAUAUAAUAUGCAAAUCUUAACUCGUGCAUGUUUUGCAGGAAAAUAUAUAAGACAAAUAAUGUAUUUUAUUGACUCGUAUAUUUUAUUGUUGUCAAUAAAUAUUUUUAAUUUA